AUGAAGGGCCAGGUGCUCUAUGAGAAACGGCAAACCAAAGAUGGCCACGUGGCGAUUCUCACCAUGGACAACAAGCCCGUGAAUGCCUUGUCCGAGGGUGUGCGCGUGGGUUUGGACAAGUGCGUCAAGGAUUUGGUGGCGGAUCCCGAGAUCACAGCGGCGGUUUUGACAGGGGCCAGUGGCGUCUUCUGCGGAGGUGCAGACAUUAGCGAGUUUGCCACCGGCUUGAAUGGACCCAGUUUGCCUCAAGUCAUCUCCGUCAUGGAGAAUUCCUCCAAGCCCAUCGUGGCAGCAGUGGAUGGCCUUGCUCUGGGAGGCGGCUUUGAAGUGGCCCUGGGUUGCCAUUGGAGAUUGGCCAGCACACGAGCACAAGUUCCUGGGCGCAAGCGGCGCAAGGUUUCCAUGUGUUGUUCUUUCUGUUUGGCGGCUGUCAGAAGCGAUAAAGAGAAGUCACGAAAGGAGAAGAGUGUGGAUUUCAUGUGCCGCGGGGCUCCCAUGAAGGCUCAGAAAGCCAAAGAGGUGGGCCUCUUCGAUGAAGUCAUUGAGGGUGACCAUGCAGCAGUGCUUCAGGCCUGCGUUGACUUCGCCCUGUCCAAGACUUCUGUCGACCUCGACGCGCGGCGCCUGGGGCAAGGCAAGGCGCAGGGCGGCGACAUCUCCAAGAAACGACAGGAGUACAACAAACUACGAGCAGGAGAAGCUGCACCACAAGCGAUCAUCACUUGCAUUGAAGCCGCCGUGAGCAAAGACUUUAAGGAUGGCAUGAAGGUGGAGUUCCAAGAGUUCUGUAAAUUGAUGACUGGAUCCCAGGCACAAGCUUUGCAGUAUAUGUUUUUUGCGGAGCGGCAGUGUCAAAAGAUUCCAGGAGUUGCUGGUGCCGUUCGUCCGCAUCAGCUGAAGUGCUGCGGCAUUGUGGGUGCUGGGCUGAUGGGCGGAGGCAUCGCGAUGGCUUGCGCUGAAGCUGGCAUGAAGGUCGUUCUGUUGGAUCGGGACGAAAAGAACUUGGAGCGUGGCAUCAACGUCAUUAAGAAGAACUACGCCAGGAGUGUGGACAGAAAGUCCAAAUCCCAGGUGCAAGUGGAUGAACUCCUGUCGAAACUCAGUGGCAGCACAUCCUACGAAGCACUGGCUGACUGCGACAUUGUCGUGGAGGUAGCUCAAGUGAAGGAGCCUCCGGUUGAUGAUUGUUGUGGUCUGGAUGAUGCCAUUGCUGCAAUGGUAUCCAUGUCCGUGCAUCGUAGGAAGCAGCGAAGCAACGCCAUGUUGAUUCGCGUCACGCUGCUCAGUGGGCGCAGUACCAGCUUUGAAGUCACGUCCAAAUACCGCACGGUUGAUGAUUUGCGGCGAAAGGCGCAGGAGGAAUUUCAACUUGGACUUCGAUGCUUAGUGACUGAAGAUGGCUGCGAAUUGGAAGGCCAGCGACGCUGCGAGGAGAUCCUGUCCGAGAACUUGACGUUUUACGCUUGUGCACGGAGUCCGCAACUUUGUUCUUCGUUCAUUUGCCCUGCCUUUGCUUUGUUGAAAUCUUCUGGCACCGUGGUUGCUUGGGGCAAUCCAGAGCGCGGCGGGGAUGCCACGAAGGUGCAGAGUCAGCUGUAUGACAUCCAGCAAAUCAGUUGCAGUUCCGGCGCCUUCUGCGCGCUCCGUGGUGAUGGUCAUGUGGUCACCUGGGGCGCGGCUGACUUGGGCGGACGGAUACCGCGGCUGGUGCGAGAGAAGCUGCUGGGGGUGAAGGAGGUGCAGGCGUCGCAAGGCGCUUUCGCAGCAUUGCUGCACGACGGCUCCGUGGUCACCUGGGGCGACGUGGAUUACGGUGGCGAGUCGCAGGUCUACAAGGAGGAACUUCAAGACGUGCGUGCUCUGCGUUCCUCUUUCUCCCUGUUUGCUGCCAUUUGUGGUGACGACCGACAUGUUGUGACAUGGGGAAAUUGCAGCGUCAUUGCAGGGCAUCGCACCGGUUUGCAUCCCAGUCUUCGACACGUGCGAAAUCUGGUGUGGUCCGGCUACGCUUUCGCUGCCAUCACUGAGGAUGGUCAAGUUUCUACCUGGGGUCUCCCCACAUGUGGCGCGGAUCUUCCGCCCGACGUCCAGGGCCAGCUGUACGAGGUCCGGCAGCUGGCGGCUUCGCAUGCGGCCUUUGCAGCUGUCAGGAAGGAUGGCCAGGUCAUCACCUGGGGCAGUCCGGACUUCGGAGGUGACUGCAGUGAGGUGCAGCCUUUGUUGCGCGAAGUGCAGUAUCUGGUGGCGUCCAGUCGAGCGUUCUGCGCUGUGAAAGCGGAUGGGUCAGUGGUGACCUGGGGAAUGGAAAGUCAUGGUGGCUGCAGCAGUAGUGUCCAAAGCCAGCUACAUUCGGUACAGCAAGUGGUGGCCACCAGUCGAGCUUUCGCAGCCUUGAGAACAGAUGGUGAGGUGAUCACCUGGGGAGCUGCCAACUAUGGGGGUGACCGUCAGGAAGUAGAGAGCCAACUGAAAGAUGUACAGCAGUUGAGUUCUUCUCAUGGUUCCUUUGCCGCGAUCACUGCCUCCGGCCACUUGCUAACGUGGGGCCUGCCCCUGAGUGGCGGCGGUAUGCAGAUGCACAUCGAUGGUACAUGACACCAGAUCGUAUCGCUUGUUGCAGGUUGAUGCUGCCCAAAAGAGAUCUGGUUGGUGGUUUGGAAC
Cladocopium goreaui is the source of this 2661-nucleotide messenger RNA. The record is from the annotation of a GenBank genome assembly. Lineage: Eukaryota; Dinophyceae; Suessiales; Symbiodiniaceae.